AUGUCUUCAGAGGCGGAUUUUUUAGAGUUAGCGGCUGUGUUCCGAAGGAUGAUCGAAGGAGACGGAUUCUCACCGGUGAAUUUUACUUCAGCCGGAGAAGCCGGCGAGGGCGGUGGUUCGGUGAUCCAGAGAGUAGUAGUGAUCAGAUCGCCUGUCGGACUCGAGGAUUUUUUAAACGGCGACGUUUCUGAGAAACAGGGGAGAUCUCCCGCGUCGAAAUCGUCGGUGGAGAGUAUGCCACGUGUCGUGAUCGGAGAAGACGAGGAGAUAGGAAAAGGAGGGUGUUCGAUUUGUCUUGACGAGUGGUCGGUAGGUGACGUGGCGGCGGAGAUGCCUUGUAAGCAUAAGUUUCACUCGAAGUGUGUGGAGGAGUGGCUGGGGAGACACGCCACGUGUCCGUUGUGUAGGUACGAGAUGCCUGUUGAGGAAGUUGAAGAAGAGAAGAAAGUUGGGGUUUGGAUUGGACUCUCUGUUGUUAGUGACGAUGAUGCAAACCCUCCAGAUGGAACAGAGGCUUAG
Molecule: messenger RNA, 519 nt
Organism: Eruca vesicaria subsp. sativa (arugula)
Lineage: Eukaryota; Viridiplantae; Streptophyta; Magnoliopsida; Brassicales; Brassicaceae
Source: the annotation of a GenBank genome assembly